Molecule: messenger RNA, 1483 nt
Organism: Durusdinium trenchii
Lineage: Eukaryota; Dinophyceae; Suessiales; Symbiodiniaceae
Source: the annotation of a GenBank genome assembly
CAAGUCUGUUCGUUGAUCGAACAGCGGUUUCGAUUCCGCUUUUUCCCUGGAACCGGGCGGGAGAACCGGUCAAACCGGAAGAACUCGCAGUCCGUUUCGUUGUUUUAACGCCAUGGGAGAGACUGGUGCAGCGGAGGAGGCUUGGGCGGAGUCUGAAUGGCAGGAUGCUGAAGCCUGGCAAGAAGGUGAAGAAGAAGAACUGAUAGAGGUGGAGGACACGGUGAUCAUAAUUGACAAUGGCUCCGGCCUUUGUAAGGUGGGCUUCUCAACUGAGGAGACGCCUCAAUUCAUUUUCCCUGAGAUCAUCGGCCGUCCCCGAAACGUCUGGAAGGAGAGGAGUCGGCAGAAGGGGCACCCCCUUCAGGACUUCUACUUCGGAGACCAGAUCAGCCCUCAGCUGCAGAGCAAGUUGGCCAUCAGCUAUCCCAUGGAGAACGGGGAGAUCGAGUCUUUUGAAGACAUGGAGCGGAUGUGGACCUACAUCUUUGAGGAGAAACUGAAGGUGGACCAAGAGCGCUUUCCUGUGCUCCUCACGGAGCCUCCCUACAACCCCACGGCCAAGCGGGAGAAGAUGGUGGAGGUGAUGUUCGAGACCUUCGGUGUGCCUUCGUUGAACAUCUCGAUCCAGGGCGUCUUGGCCUUGCUGGGCCAGGGACGCACCACCGGCCUCGUCUUGGACAGUGGCGAAGGCGUGACGCACUGCGUCCCGAUUUACGAUGGCUAUGGCCUCCCACACUGCAUCAAUCGCCUAGACCUGGCAGGGAGGGAGCUGAACACCUUGAUGUGCAAGCUCCUCGCGAUGGAGGGGAAGUGCCGCUUGACGACCACUGAACAGCAGUGCGCAGCACGGCAAAUGAAGGAAGACCUUUGUUACAUCGCCCAGGAUCCCUCCAGCGAGGUGGCGGAGUUCGCCGACUUCUCGCUGCCCAACUCGGGGCCCACGCUCCAGCUGCAAGACGAGCGCUGGAAAUGCCCCGAGGCGCUGUUCAAUCCCUCGCUUGUGGGCCUUGAGUGCACCGGAGUUGCAGGAAUGGUUUGGGAUAGCAUCAGCAGAUGUGAGGUGGACAUCCGCAAGACGCUUCUGGGAAAUGUGGUCCUGUCCGGAGGUUGCACCAUGUUCCCAGGAUUUAGUGAACGUCUCACCAAGGAGCUGAAGAACUACGCGCCGGCGGCGGCGCAGUGCGACAUCCGGGUGCUCAAGAGCAAAGAUCAGAUCAGUGCUGUCUGGACGGGUGGCCAAGUCUUCGCCAGCUUGCGAGAGAUGCAAGAGGACCUCUGGAUGUCAAUUGAGGACUACGACGAGCAUGGUGCCAGUCUGAUGCACGAAAAGGUGGCCGUGAAAUACAGCUGAGCGUGCUGCCUGGAUGACAUUGUUUCCUUUUUUUCGUGGACGAGGUGGAAGAAGUUCUGAUGACGAUCCUGUACGCGAAGGCUGCCAAUGACUGACCCUUGGGGCACUACGCCGUGACCGCUGUGCCCCAAA